Rotaria sp. Silwood2 is the source of this 1140-nucleotide messenger RNA. Lineage: Eukaryota; Metazoa; Rotifera; Eurotatoria; Philodinida; Philodinidae. The record is from the annotation of a GenBank genome assembly.
AUGAGUGAUCGACAACCUCUGCUAAAUACAUGCAGUAAAUCAUCUAUUGGAGAUAACGAUUAUGAUGAUAAUAAUAGAUUGUGUCAUAAUAGUGAUGUAAAUUUGUCAUUAAGCUUAGCUACAUCAAUGCCUUCAUUUCGAGAAAAAGUUAUGAACACAGUUCACUGGUUAUUCAGACGACAUCAUCCUGACGAUCCAUUUUGGUGGGGACCUGAAUUUAAUUAUGAAUUUGAAGAUAAAAACUUAAAUAUAAAACCUGCUGUUAAAUUUAUAACUGAUGUUGUAAAAUAUUGGAUUAGAGAAUUUCAUUUAGAUGGUAUUCGAUUUGAUGCAGCUAAACAAAUGGAUAAUUAUGAUAUUCUUCGUCAUUUGGAUUCAAUUGGUCGUUCAAUGCGACCAUGUCAACCAUUUUUUUCUCAAGCUGAAUAUGUACCUGAAAAAGAAGAUCUGUGUAAAGAAUAUGGUGGUCCAGUUGAUGCUUGUUGGUCAUCAUCAUUUCAUGAAACUUUAAGAUGUUUUCUUGCUUUUAAAAAAGAUGAAGCCGAUAAAUAUGAAAAUAUGGCCAAUCUUAAAUAUAUAUUUUCAUCAAAAACUUUUGUUAAUUAUUUAUCUUCUCAUGAUAAUGAAAGAUUACUUCAUGAUAUUGGUAGAAAAGAUUCAGAUGCUUUUAUUAAAAUGAAAACAGCUAUUAUUCUUUUAUUCACAUCAGUUGGAAUUCCAAUGAUUCGACAAGGUGAGGAACUUGGUGAAGAUGGAGAAUUAGGAAAUAAACAUGUAGAAAAAUCAUGUUUUCCAAUGCCAUGGAAUUUACUUGAAAAAAAAUUUAAUGUUCAUCUUUUAAAUACAUUUAAAGAUUUAAUAAAACUUCGUCACAUAAAUAAAUCUCUUCAAGAAGAUCCAAUAAAUUUUUUUCAUGAAGAUGAUCAAAAUAAAAUAUUAGCUUAUUCUCGUGGAAUGAAUUUAGUUGUUAUUACUCAUUUAUAUAAAAUAGCUAAAACAAAAUAUAUUAUAGGAAAUUUUCCUCAAAAUGGAAUAUGGAUAGAUUAUAUAACAAAUGAAAAAGUUUAUGUUGAUGAUGUUAAUAAUUUAACAUUAGAUUUAUUACAAUUUGAAUCUCGAUUGUUUAUUAAACAGAUUUGA